AUGGGAGCUGCUGCUGCAGCAGCAGCAGAAGCAGCAGAAGCAGCAGCAGCAGCAGGAGAUAGAACGGCAACAGAUACAGCUACAGCAGCAGCUCCUGCAGCACCAGGAACUGCAGCAGCAGCAACUGCUACAGCAGCAGCAACUGCUGCAGCAGCAGCAGCAGAUACAACAGCAACUGCAGCAGCAGAUGCAGCAGCAACUGCAGCAGCAGAUAUAGCAACAACAGCAGCAGCAGCAGCAGCAGCAACAGCAACAAUUGGAGGAGUGCUGCUGCAACUAGCGACACCACCAAUGCUUCAUAGACAGCAGCAGCUGCAGCAGCAGCAGCAGCAGCAGCACUACUGCUGCAGCAACUGCAGCAGCAGCAGCAAAUACACUUUGUUGUAUAUAGGAGCAGCAGCAGCAGCAGCAGCAGCAGCAACAUCUGCCGCUCCUAAUUGUCACAGCAGCUCCACAAGGCUGCGCAUUCUGCUGCAGCAGCAGCAGCAGCAGCAGCAGCAGCAGCAACUGCAGCAGCAGCUGCAGCAGCUGAUGCUGCUGCAGGGAAUAGAGGCUUCGGGAUACCCGAGACAGCCGCAGAAGAAAAAAUAG
Eimeria mitis is the source of this 591-nucleotide messenger RNA. RefSeq lists its product as uncharacterized. The record is from RefSeq and is a predicted model, not a curated record. NCBI's taxonomy places the organism in Eukaryota, Apicomplexa, Conoidasida, Eucoccidiorida, Eimeriidae. Gene Ontology annotation, molecular function: ice binding. The transcript has 2 exons. The coding region runs from base 1 to 591 and encodes 196 amino acids.